Engraulis encrasicolus (European anchovy) is the source of this 1271-nucleotide messenger RNA. It is a transcript of the gene p2rx3a, whose product is annotated as purinergic receptor P2X, ligand-gated ion channel, 3a. Gene Ontology annotation, biological process: calcium ion transmembrane transport; response to ATP. The transcript has 12 exons. The record is from RefSeq and is a predicted model, not a curated record. Gene Ontology annotation, molecular function: ATP binding; extracellularly ATP-gated monoatomic cation channel activity; purinergic nucleotide receptor activity. Gene Ontology annotation, cellular component: plasma membrane; nuclear inner membrane. Bases 1 to 1215 code for a protein of 404 amino acids. NCBI's taxonomy places the organism in Eukaryota, Metazoa, Chordata, Actinopteri, Clupeiformes, Engraulidae.
AUGGCAGGAAAUAGGUUUUUGGCUUGCAUUACAGACUUCUUCACGUAUGAGACGACGAAGUCAGUGGUGGUGAAGAGUUGGCUCGUGGGGAGCAUCAAUCGCUUUGUUCAGCUUCUCAUCAUCGUCUACUUUGUUGGUUGGGUGUUCCUGUAUGAAAAGGCUUACCAGACAAAGGAUACUGGAAUCGAGUCUGCAGUCAUGACUAAAGUCAAAGGCUUUGGUCGCUAUAGCAACCAGGUGAUGGAUGUGGCAGACUACGUAGUUCCUCAACAGGGAACAUCAGUGUUUUGCAUCAUUACCAGACUAAUAACGACAGCAAACCAAACUCAAGGAUUUUGUGCACAGAAUGGCAAGAGAUACAAGUGUAGCAGUGAUCAUGACUGUGAUACACACUUGGGUUCUCACCUUGCAAGCGGUAUCUUCACAGGAACGUGUUUGACAGACGUGGGGCAGUGUGAAGUGGAGGGCUGGUGUCCUACAGAAGAUGACAGUGUAUCCACGAGCUUUAUGGCUGAGGCAGAAAACUUCACCAUUUUCAUUAAGAACAGCAUCCGUUUCCCUCUUUUUGGUGUCACUAGGGGCAACUUUGCUCCAAAGAUUAACAUAGCAUGUAUAUAUGAUCCUGUGACCAACCCUUACUGCCCCAUCUUUAGAGUGGGUGACAUACUAAAACUUGCCAAUGAAACCUUCAGCACAAUAGCUAGACAGGGAGGCCAGAUUGGAAUCCAUAUCAGAUGGUUCUGUAAUUUUGAUGAGCCUGUGGACAACUGUAGACCUUCAUACUCCUUUACCAGACUAGAUGAUGUGUUUGGGGAAAAUACUGUUUCCAAAGGUUACAACUUCAGGUUUGCCAAAUACUACAGGACACCCUCUGAUGACGACUACCGCACACUUCACAAAGCCUUUGCCAUUCACUUUGAUGUAAUGGUCUCUGGCGAUGCUGGAAAGUUUGAUGUAAUCCCAACACUCAUCAACGUAGUCGCCGCCUGCACCUCUGUCGGCCUGGCAACUGUCCUCUGUGAUGUAAUUCUUCUGAACUUUCUGAGAGGUGCAGACCAGUACAAAGCAAAGAAAUUUGAGGAGGUGUCUGGUGAGGGAGUGGAUGCGAAGAGUGAAUAUGAAAGCCAAAGUCAAAGCCUUCAGACUCUGAAAACGGAAUUAAAGGAGGUCUCAUGUGAAUCCAGACUACAGUUUGCUAAUGGCCACCAGCCUUGAGUAACACGACACGGAAAUUCAAUGACAUUUUUUUCCCACUCACCCAUGAGAGGGUU